CUCAGAGACAUGAGGCACGAGAACCUCAAUCUGUUCCUGGGACUGUUCUUCGACUCUGGGAUCUUCGCUAUUGUGACCGAGCAUUGCUCCAGGGGCAGCUUGGAGGAUCUGAUCAACAACGAGGAAGUGCGUCUCGACUGGAUGUUCAAGUCCUCCCUGUUAAUGGAUCUGAUUCGGGCGAUGAAGUACCUCCACAAUCGGGACGUCAUCCACGGACGACUCAAAUCCCGAAACUGUCUGGUAGACGGUCGCUUCGUAUUGAAGGUGACAGAUUAUGGCUACAAUGAAAUUGUGAUUGCCCAAGGCUUAAACACUGAAGAGGAAAAUAAUGAGGAUCUGCUUUGGACGGCUCCUGAGCUGCUGAGAAGUCCCAUUCUGAGGAAAAGGGGAACUUUAACAGGAGAUGUCUACAGCUUCUCUAUCAUUGGGCAGGAGGUCAUCUCUCGCUCAUCACCCUUCUGCAUGCUAGACAUGCCACCCAAGG
Molecule: messenger RNA, 484 nt
Organism: Notothenia coriiceps (black rockcod)
Lineage: Eukaryota; Metazoa; Chordata; Actinopteri; Perciformes; Nototheniidae
Product: retinal guanylyl cyclase 2-like
Exons: 3
Biological process (GO): receptor guanylyl cyclase signaling pathway; protein phosphorylation; cGMP biosynthetic process
Cellular component (GO): plasma membrane
Molecular function (GO): peptide receptor activity; guanylate cyclase activity; adenylate cyclase activity
Source: RefSeq, a predicted model, not a curated record